ACCUGGUGCACAGAAUGCCGAUAAAUCGAUCCCCGCUAGGCUGGGCAGUGGCUGGCAGAGCGGCGCGCAGGCGCAGUGAAGGGAGGGUUUGAAUGAGGCCGAGGUUGGGCGAGGUGGCCCGCCGAUCCCUGGAGCAGCAGCAACGCCUGGCGGCAAUAUGCCCGUAUUCACAGUAAAUGUUAAAUGGGGGAAGGAGAAGUUUGAUGGACUGGAGUUGAACACUGAUGAUCCACCCGUGGUUUUUAAGGCACAAUUAUUUGCACUGACUGGAGUUCAGCCUGAACGACAGAAGGUUAUGAUUAAAGGAGGCACACUAAAGGAUGAUGAAUGGGGCAGCAUCAAGAUAAAGAGUGGAAUGACUCUGUUAAUGAUGGGAUCAGCAGAGGCAUUGCCUGAAGAGCCACUUGUACGUCCAACAUUUAUGGAAGACAUGACAGAAGAACAGCUAGCUUCAGCUAUGGAUCUUCCAUGUGGGCUCACCAAUCUUGGAAACACCUGUUACAUGAAUGCUACUGUACAGUGUCUACGUUCAGUGCCUGAACUCAGGGACACCUUGAAAAAAUAUAAAGGUGCUUUGAGAGCUUCAGUGCCUAUGACUCCACCACAGUAUAUAACAGCAGCUUUUCGAGACUUAUUUGAAUCAAUGGAUAAAACAUCCUCUAGUAUUCCACCUAUAAUUCUACUGCAGUUUCUUCACAUGGCAUUCCCCCAAUUUGCAGAGAAAGGGGAACAAGGCCAGUAUCUUCAGCAGGAUGCUAAUGAGUGUUGGGUACAAAUCAUGAGGGUGCUGCAACAGAAGCUUGACCCUUUGGAAUUAGAUACACCAAUGGAGACUAAUUCAGAGGGAGCAGCAGCUUCAACACCCAAGAAAAAUUUCAUUGAUCAGUUCUUUGGUAUAGAAUAUGAAACCACCAUGAAGUGUACAGAGGCUGAAGAUGAGGAGGUAACAAAGGGCAAGGAAACUCAGCUUCAGCUUAGUUGUUUCAUUAAUCAAGAGGUCAAAUAUCUAUUUACAGGGCUAAAGCUGCGUCUUCAAGAAGAGAUCACCAAGCAUUCUCCUACGUUGCAAAGAAAUGCCUUGUACAUCAAAUCUUCUAAAAUAUGCCGUUUGCCUGCCUACCUGACAGUUCAGAUGGUGAGAUUUUUCUACAAGGAAAAAGAGUCUGUAAAUGCCAAAGUUCUCAAGGAUGUCAAGUUCCCUUUAAUGCUCGAUGUAUAUGAACUGUGUGUACCAGAGCUACAAGAAAAAAUGGUUCCACAUAGGUUAAAAUUCAAGGAACAAGAAGACCGGAAAGCUGAUAUGCAGAUGAAGACUGGCACUAAAAAUGGAAGUGGAGAGCCAAAAGAAAUCAAGUAUGAGCCAUUUUAUUUCCCUAAUGAUUUGGGCUCAAAUAACAGUGGAUACUAUGAACUAAUGGCAGUACUAACACAUCAAGGCAGAUCAAGUUCAUCUGGUCAUUACGUAGCUUGGGUUAGAAGAAAAUCAGAUGAGUGGAUUAAAUUCGAUGAUGAUAAAGUCAGCGUUGUGGCACCGGAGGAUAUUCUAAAGUUGUCUGGUGGUGGUGACUGGCACAUAGCCUAUGUUCUACUGUACGGGCCUCGUAGACUAGAAGUAAUUGAAGAUGAAGCCCCGCAGUGAUGUCAUAAUUGAGCACAACUACCUUCAUUUUCCUUAUCCUGCAUGGCUAUUACUGUUGUGCAAUGCCUUCACUUUCUGUGGCUUACCUUAAUUGGAAGUAAGACUGCAAAGGGAAGGUGUUGUCUUAACUGUGACCCUGGUAUUGCUUAACAUCACCUACCAAACCUUUCAAAACAAAUCAGGUAUUAGUUGAAGAAGACCUGUGGAUUUGAUCUGUUCUUAAUUCUGCCACUUCUCCAUGUGGAAUAAUAAUAAUAAUAAAAGUGAUCCAUAAA
Messenger RNA from Pristis pectinata (smalltooth sawfish), 1914 nucleotides. It is a transcript of the gene usp14, whose product is annotated as ubiquitin specific peptidase 14 (tRNA-guanine transglycosylase). Gene Ontology annotation, molecular function: protein binding; cysteine-type deubiquitinase activity; proteasome binding. Gene Ontology annotation, biological process: protein deubiquitination; proteasome-mediated ubiquitin-dependent protein catabolic process; regulation of proteasomal protein catabolic process. Bases 158 to 1639 code for a protein of 493 amino acids. The transcript is spliced from 16 exons. NCBI's taxonomy places the organism in Eukaryota, Metazoa, Chordata, Chondrichthyes, Rhinopristiformes, Pristidae. The record is from RefSeq and is a predicted model, not a curated record.